This is a messenger RNA of Boleophthalmus pectinirostris (great blue-spotted mudskipper), 1531 nucleotides long. It is a transcript of the gene slc35e3, whose product is annotated as solute carrier family 35 member E3. The record is from RefSeq and is a predicted model, not a curated record. The transcript has 8 exons. The coding region runs from base 456 to 1397 and encodes 313 amino acids. Gene Ontology annotation, cellular component: Golgi apparatus. Lineage: Eukaryota; Metazoa; Chordata; Actinopteri; Gobiiformes; Gobiidae. Gene Ontology annotation, molecular function: nucleotide-sugar transmembrane transporter activity; antiporter activity.
GGUGGAGAGGGAAAAAUUAAUUAAAUCAAAAAUGGUUAAAUUUUUUGCCAUGCUUCACUUUAUUGGCCUUAAUUAGCUUGUAUUUUUUGUUCAAUUCCGUCUGUGUUUUAUCGAGAGUAUAAUGACCAAUGCAGAAGAGGGCACUGUUGCACAAAACACGCAAGUUAAGCGGCGUCAGCCUGAACACAGAGGAAACAUAUAGGGAGGUUUACUGAGGACUUGAUGAGCCCCAGAUCCCAAACUACGGAGCACACUCUCAGAGACCAAGUAUUUUUAGGCAUUUACAGCAAAUUUCCACUCUCUUGGUUUUGUGACGCAUAUGUUGGGAAAAUAUACGAGUAUAGUUCCAGGCAACCAAUUUCUGCAAUGGAAGAGGGAAAACUGGAAGAGUAAAUCCAUAAAGACCCCAGUAUGAAGACACAACAGUUGAAGUGAACUUCAUUGAAAACAGAACCAUGGCUGAAGGAAUUACACAUUUCUCAGCCAACAAGCGACUUAUUGCUGGCCUGUUAGUCAACUUGCUCUCUUCAAUCUGCAUAGUCUUCAUCAACAAGUGGAUAUAUGUUCAUUAUGGAUUUCCUAACAUGACUUUGACCUUGGUUCAUUUUGUGAUCACUUGGCUGGGACUUUACAUGUGUCAGAAAAUGGACAUUUUCUCUCCAAAGAGCCUUCCAAUUCGCAGGAUAGUGUGGCUAGCUUUAAGCUUUUGUGGCUUUGUGGCCUUCACCAAUCUUUCCCUGCAGAACAACUCAAUCGGAACAUAUCAAUUGGCUAAGGCUAUGACUACACCUGUAAUCAUCCUCAUUCAGACGGCCUAUUACAAGAAAACCUUCUCCACAAAGAUUAAAUUGACCUUGGUGCCUAUAACAUUGGGUGUAAUACUAAAUUCUUACUAUGAUGUGAGGUUCAAUUUGCUCGGGACUGUGUUUGCUUCUCUGGGUGUUCUGGUGACCUCACUGUACCAAGUGUGGGUGGGAGCUAAACAACAUGAGCUCCAGGUGAACUCCAUGCAGCUUUUAUACUACCAGGCACCGCUGUCAUCAGCCUUUUUGAUCUGCAUUAUUCCAUUGUUUGAGCCAGUUACUGGUGAAGGGGGAAUAUUUGGACCCUGGUCACUGCCUGCAUUGGCAACUGUACUUCUCUCUGGUGUGGUGGCAUUCCUGGUCAACCUUUCCAUCUACUGGAUCAUUGGAAACACCUCAGCUGUCACUUACAAUAUGUUUGGUCAUUUUAAAUUUUGCAUUACUUUGGUUGGAGGUUACGUGCUUUUUCAAGACCCACUGUCAGUCAACCAGGCACUUGGAAUCCUUUGCACUCUGGCUGGUAUUCUCUCCUACACACAUAUUAAGCUCACCGAACAAGAAGAAGGGAAAAGUCGCUUGGCUCAGCGGCCUUAGCGUGAAACUCAAAAAUGGACUGACAAUUAAAAUGGACUUCUGCCUAAUGCACUCAGAGAAUUUAGUUCUGUACAGUUUUAACAUUAGUUACCUUGCAGCCUGUUUAAAGCUAAAAUAAAAUGUUCUUGAUUUGG